AUGUUCCUUCUGGAGCUCAGUCACUUGUCAGCGCUGGUCACUGCGCUCACAUCUGUGCUCUCCGCCCUGAUCCUGCUUGCCGUCUCCAGGCAACUGUGGACCUUCCGGUGGACCAUUACGCGGGACACAGAGAGCAAGUUGCCGCUACCCAAUGGAUCCAUGGGUUGGCCCCUGGUGGGAGAAACGUUCCACUGGCUCUUUCAGGGGUCCAACUUCCACAUCUCCAGGAGAGAGAAGCAUGGCAACGUUUUUAAAACUCACCUUUUAGGAAAGCCUGUUAUCCGGGUGACUGGUGCCGAAAACAUCCGUAAAAUCUUGCUUGGAGAACACAACUUGGUUUGCACGCAGUGGCCUCAGAGCACCCGUAUUAUCCUGGGACCCGACACCCUGGUCAACUCUAUCGGAGAUUUGCACAAGAAGAAGAGAAAAAUCUUGGCAAAAGUGUUUAGCCGCGGGGCCUUGGAGUCUUACCUACCUCGCUUGCAAGAUGUUGUCAAGUCUGAAAUUGCAAAGUGGUGCUCGGAGCCUGGCCCAGUGAAUGUUUACGUCUCAGCCAAGGCUCUCACAUUUCGCAUUGCUGUCAGAGUCUUGUUGGGACUGAAGAUGGAGGAAAAACGCAUAGUUUACCUGUCUAAGAUCUUUGAGCAACUCAUGAACAACCUCUUCUCACUACCAAUUGACGCACCUAUGAGUGGCCUCCGCAAAGGAAUAGAAGCCCGGGAAAUCCUACAUGCGUGCAUGGAGAAAAUCAUAGAGGAAAAAAUGCAGAAACAACAGUCUGAUGAGUACUAUGAUGCUUUCGAUUACAUGUUGAUCAGUGCCAAGGAAAAUGGAAAUGAACUCAGCAUGCAGGAGUUGAAGGAAACCGCGGUGGAGUUAAUAUUUGCUGCUCACUCAACUACAGCCAGUGCCUCCACUUCGCUUAUUCUUCAACUCCUGCGGCACCCCGCUGUGGUGGAGAAAGCCCAGAUAGAGCUGGAGUCCGAGGGUCUCGGCUACGAAGCACAUAGCGCCCACAGAUGCUCCGGCAAAGAAAAUGGUCUGAAAGGUCCUCUUGCGGCGGAACAUGAGGAACAUCGGCCUCUAGACGCAGACGACACCCUGUUGAUGAAUGGUAACGGGACUGUUAAUUGCGCACUGGAUGAAAACGAAGAAGCACGGUGUUCUCGGUCUCAUAUUCCUUGUUUAACUUUGGAGAAACUGAGUCAGCUACGUUACAUUGAAUGUGUCGUCAAGGAGGUCCUGCGGUUUCUCCCGCCAGUGUCUGGAGGAUACAGGACGGUGCUACAAACAUUCGAAUUGAACGGCUACCAGAUUCCUAAAGGAUGGAGUGUAAUGUACAGUAUCCGGGACACCCAUGAGACAGCUGCAGUGUUCCAGAGACCGGAGAUCUUCGACCCAGACCGCUUCGGGCCGGAGCGUGACGAGAGCAAGACUGGGCGCUUCAAUUACAUUCCAUUUGGUGGCGGAAUAAGGAGUUGCGUCGGAAAGGAACUUGCCCAAAUUAUACUUAAAACCCUGGCAGUUGAGGUGAUUGGCACGUGCAAAUGGACACUCGCCACGGAAACAUUCCCCAAGAUGCAGACGGUGCCAAUAGUCCACCCCGUCAAUGGACUGCAUGUGCAUUUCAAUUACGCAUAG
Molecule: messenger RNA, 1641 nt
Organism: Salvelinus namaycush (lake trout)
Lineage: Eukaryota; Metazoa; Chordata; Actinopteri; Salmoniformes; Salmonidae
Product: cytochrome P450 26B1-like
Exons: 6
Coding region: 1-1641 (546 amino acids)
Biological process (GO): sterol metabolic process
Molecular function (GO): oxidoreductase activity, acting on paired donors, with incorporation or reduction of molecular oxygen; iron ion binding; monooxygenase activity
Source: RefSeq, a predicted model, not a curated record